GGUGUUGUUGGCCCCCCUGGCGAAACAGGUGCUGAUGGAUUGAUGGUGAGAAAAUAUUUUGAUGAUUGUAGUUAGAUGUCUUAUGUAGAACUCUUUAAUUGCGUCCAUCACUAACUGCACAUCAUUCUUACUACUUCAUCUCAUUCUUCUGCUCUUGCUGACCACUGUUUUAGUUUAUGUAGUGGAAUUGACGCAUUUAGUCAAGUUUCACGUUACUACACUCCAAAAAUUACAUUCAGCUUCGCUUUCCUUUUUCAGCUAUUUUAUUUAUCCGAAUAGUUACUUUUGCCAAGUCAAUUAACUGUUAAGUCGUGACAAAAGUAACACCUCUUUAUUCGGCUGCCACACAAGCACAUUUAACAGCUUCCAAUGAAGAAUGGCUCUGUCCGUAAAAAUUGUUUCCUAACAUAAUAGCAGUCUGUGUUUACUUCUGUUGUUGUUGUUGUUCAUCACAAUUUGGUAGAUAUUUCAAAGAAGAAGAAUUUGCGAUUGAAAUCCAAGAACAAACUGUGGCAGCUCUUAUAAGGAGGCAUCGGACUCUUCACUUCUUUUCUCCUUUACUCCUAUCGAUCUUGGUACUUAAUCUGUCUUCACUUGUCUUUCCUAGGGAGAAAAGAAAGAGAAGAGUCCGACUUGCAAAUGCGUAGAGCUUUUGGACUUCGUUACAGGUUUCUGUAAGACAGUUAUAGAGUAGAAGUUUGUCUCAGUGUUAUAUCUGAUAGCAGUUUCAAACCGAUAUUUGGGUGACGGUAUAAAAACAAUUGAGCACUUCUUGUAAAAAUAAAACAAAAAGUGAACAUGCAACACAGAAAAUGUAUUUCAUUUGGUAUGUCUUGUAUGACAGUCCUUAUUGACAUAUUUCUUAUAAAUGAUCACGUUCCCCGACAAUUUAAGCAUGGCAUCUUUAUUAAAGAUGUUGAACGUUUUACUUUUAGACUAGUUUUCACUUUAUAUGAUGUCAAUUUGGACUAAAUUAUCAAAGAGAAAACUGCCGUACUGUCGUACUCGUGUGUGAAAAGGUAUUCCCUCCUCUCUCAAUAUCUUCCCAACUGAAUUCUUUCUCACAUAAUACAAAGCCAGGACUAUCAACGCUAUUGAAGCUUUAGAAAUUGCUUGUUUGAUCUUAGUGGGAGACAUAUUUAUUGCAGGGUCCACGCGGUGAGGAUGGGAAAGAAGGAAGCGCAGGUGAUCCCGUAAGUUGCCUACAAAUCUACAAACCCUUUUUGCAAGUUGUAGUAAGGAACUGAAUGGAUUCAUCAACAUGCCAUCUCUAACAUGUUAUUGUCACAGCAUUCGCCACUUGCACAUCUCCCAAAAUGCACCUUGUUUGCGACCCCCGCCCCCCCUCCCCCCCAAAUUUUGCAUAGGCAUUGUUUCCAUUUCUCCUGGUACGGCUGUAAUACCCAGAAGAAAUGAAAAACAAAGGUUAUGCAAAAUUUUGGGGGGCAAACGAGGUAUAUUAUGGGAGAUGUGCAAAUGGCGAAUGAUUUAGUUUUAUUUAAAAAAAGAGCAAGAAAUAAAUCACGUAACCCUAACAGUUUCUCUGCAAUGUUGCCAGUGAGCUGACGGAAAUGGCGCUAUAUAAAUUCUUGUAUUAUUAUUAAAUGAGAACUGGACUAUCUUAAUGCUUAUUAGCUAUGAUAUUUACCUAUACAAACCGACAGGCAAUUAUUAAAAAGGUGAUAAAAAUUUUUGUCUCCUUUUCAGGGCAUUAUGGGUCCUCCAGGAUUCGAGGGACUGAUUGGCUUACCGGGGCCACAGGUAAAGAAAUGCAAUUUAACCUGUUACUUGUAAAAUUUGAAUAGACGUUAAGUAAUCCCAUAGACGUCAAGAUAGUCUCCAAUCAUGUAGACGAAAUCCUUGCCAAACGUGUAAAUAUCGUUGAAAGAUAUCGCACCAGUUUUGUAAUACUGGAAUUAUCAAUAUUGACUUUAGAUCCAUGAUCAUAGGGUCCGCGUGGUCCACUGGGUAAUCCUGGCCUGGCAGGGACUGAUGGAGAUCAGGUUGGUUAUUUUGCCUGUAGCGUUGUUUUUAGUAUUGCUCUGAAGGUUUUUAAAAUUGAAAUUAAAUUAAAUCGUUUCAGACUUUUCGACGGAUCCUUUUGCCAGUAAUUCCUCAACUAAGCUGACGGAGACCAUAGCAUUACUUUCAGUCACUUUCCUGACCUUGCUCCUCACCCAGUUGUUACAAUUUUAAGGACUACCCUAGAGUCGUAAGACAUUAAUUCUCGUAAUUUCUGACGAUGUGCAUCAUUUUGUAGGGCUAUUAUGGACCCACUGGCUUACCAGGGCCCACAGGGACUCACGGUGAAGAGGUUUGUGGCCGCUUUAUCUUUUUAAUCUUCACCAGAAUGACCAUGCGUAACUAUGACAUUUAUGAUUUUUGUUCUUUAAGGGAGAUGACGGUUUGCCCGGUGCAAAGGGUCCACCUGGGAGUCGAGGGCCAUUUGUAAGUAGCUUUUAUUCAUGGUCUUUGCUUGCAAGAACACCUGGGUUCUCCACCAAAUGUUAAUUAGGGCCAGCGGGGAUGUUUGCUCUAGUUGUCGCGGUCACGGCCUGAUAGAAAAGGUUUUCCCAGAAGCAAGAAUAUAGCGUAGUUAACUUGUAUUACUAUUUGUUAGAAGGUGUGGAAUAAGAGUUUAAAAUGUUAAAUCUACGUCUCUGUUUACACUAUUUAACGGACUUAAAAAUGGUCAUCGCUCUGUAAAAAUUUAACUCUACCUUGAAAUAAGACAGAAGUGUUUUUAGUUAAUGCCCGAUAUUCUUAGUUUGUUCCCUUUAACCCCCGGGGUGAAUAUCCUGGAUAUAUUUUUUUCUCUAAUUCUUAAUGUCUUUCUUGUUUUUGUCUCUCUUGAAAGUCGCGCUUCUUGCGGCCGGUAAUUAACAGCGUGCUACAUUUUGUAGCCAUACUCCGAAAUUGUUUUAACAACUACAAGAGACCGUUACACUGUUUUUUGUUUAUAUCAAAGGGUGCACCAGGACCACCAGGGCUAUCAGGAAGGAACGGAACACGGGGAAUUAAGGUAAAUGAAUCAAGCUCAAAAUUUGAAACAUUAGAAAAUAUAAGGGAUUCUAGGUCGAUAUGCGCCCUUGAUUUUUUACGUGCUUUAACUAAAGCUUUACAGCACGUAAAUCUGUCCCAUAUCAUGUCCAGUAACUAAAUCAUGUAAUACACUGAAGGAAAAUAUCAGUGUCUUUAUAUCUUGCUUGUGCUGGUUUUGUUUCUAAAUCUUUAAAUCUGAAUUUACUGUACUUGUUUGUCAGGGUGAAGCUGGAGCACCAGGUUCCAAAGGCCCUCAAGGAGAACGAGGUUUGAAGGUGAGUUGAUUCUUACUACUCACUAUGGUUUCCGCUACUUUUCUGUACCCUUCUUUAAACUUUUUAAUUUUGCUAAUCUUUCAGGGUACUGUAGGAGACGUGGGAGUAUCUGGAAAUCAAGGGCAAUCUGGAAAAGAGGUAUUAUUGAUGUAAAAUGCUGCAGUGACAUAUUCCCACGCGUGUUCAAAGUCUUAAUUUUAACUUGUUUGGUUUUCUCGCCUUCCCCAGGGUUAUUCUGGUUUGCCAGGCUUAAUGGGCACUCACGGAAUCCAAGGACAAAAGGUGUCGUGAUAUGUCCUCUAUAAUCCUGCCGUAGAACGUUUCUCUCUUCUAUUUUAUCAUUGCAUAGACGCCUAUUAUUUAUUGCUGUGUAGGGUGGAGAUGGUGAUACUGGACAGUGGGGUGCUACUGGAUUGAAAGGGCCAGAGGUAUGUUGUUUGCUUCCUGUCGUCACCCUCGCGGACAUUUACAAUGCAUUUUACGAAGCAUAAGAGUAGCAGUAGAAUGAAAAACCGAAACGAAGACAACAUUGUGAGAUUCAGGAGUAAUAUUACUCAAUCGAAUAAAGAAAUGCGACCCCAGUAUAAUGCUUUAAAGAAAUUGACAAUUCAAUCCCGUAGUCAGUUCAAUUAUGUAUUUUCGUCUAUCAAGAUCAAGCAUCCCAUUCAGGAUUCGUCUUUUAUUUUGUGGUUUUAUUGGUCUUUGUUUCUUUACAUAGGGAAUGCAAGGCUUGCGAGGACGUCCGGGUCCUGUGGGUGACGCGGGCCCUACGGUCAGUAUCCUAAGUCAACUGUGCAUGUGUGGUGUACUUGUACAUGUUGGAAAUAAAAAUGAAAACUAAUUGCGCCAAUAAGCAGAGUACACACUAGAGCAACGAUCUGACUACUGGGCUCAAAUCCCUCGACUCUUGAGUGAAAGCAAUCACUAGCUUAGUUUCAUAUUUUCCUUGUCUGUUCUCAUCGCUGUAAUCUGAAAAAGCAAAUAAAAACGCUUUUCUUAUGUUUCAGAGUAGUGAGUCCGGACCUCCUGGAGAAAUUGGAGAAGGAGGCGACAUAGGAGAGACGGUAACAUGUCUGAUUCCUUUACCAAAUAAGAACUUUUGCGUGGAUUUAUAAUGCCAGCGAACAAUGCUGGAUAUUAAAUACGACGUUCGUAUUGUAAUUCACUUAAGUGGUUUGCUUUAACUUUCUCUUUGGUUUUUGGUUUACGUCUUCCAGGGUGAAGCUGGAGAGAAAGGAAUAAGAGGCUCAUCUGGAAGCAAAGGGCGAAAGGUCAAUGCUUAUGUUGCUACGUAACUUCAGUUAACCGAAUACAGACCGGUAAAAGUUAGGGGACAUUAGCAAGUUCAGACUUUUCUAAAAUAACCCAUCGUUAUAUCAGGCAUGAAUAAUACUUAUACCCUUUGUUAAAAUUUCGUUUUUAUAAUUUUCCUAGGGUCUCAGUGGCGAGAAAGGACAACCUGGUGGGCGUGGCGUCGCUGGAAGAACGGUAACUAUUAUUUAGAGGAACCUGAAAAUGAAGACAUUUUAAGCUGGCUAGAGUUUCUGGCGGUUUAGUAUGUAAUGUAAUGUAAUGUAAUGUGAUGUGAUGUGAUGUGAUGUGAUGUUAGAGACCGUUACACUGUUUUUUGUUUAUAUCAAAGGGUGCACCAGGACCACCAGGGCUAUCAGGAAGGAACGGAACACGGGGAAUUAAGGUAAAUGAAUCAAGCUCAAAAUUUGAAAAAUUAGAAAAUAUAAGGGAUUCUAGGUCGAUAUCCGCCCUUGUUUUUUUACGUGCUUUAACUAAAGCUUUACAGCACGUAAAUCUGUCCCAUAUCAUGUCCAGUAACUAAAUCACGUGAUACGCUGAAGGAAAAUAUCAGUGUCUUUAUAUCUUGCUUGUGCUGGUUUUGUUUCUAAAUUUUUAAAUCUGAAUUUACUGUACUUGUUUGUCAGGGUGAAGCUGGAGCACCAGGUUCCAAAGGCCCUCAAGGAGAACGAGGUUUGAAGGUGAGUUGAUUCUUACUACUCACUAUGGUUUCCGCUAUAUGUCUGUACCCUUCUUUACCCUUCUUUAAACAUUAUAAUAUUGGUAAUCUUUCAGGGUACUGUAGGAGACGUGGGAGUAUCUGGAAAUCAAGGGCAAUCUGGAAAAGAGGUAUUAUUGAUGUAAAAUGCUGCAGUGACAUAUUCCCACGCGUGUUCAAAGUCUUAAUUUUAUCUUGUUUGGUUUUCUCGCCUUCCCCAGGGUUAUUCUGGUGUGCCAGGCUUAAUGGGCACUCAAGGAAUCCAAGGACAAAAGGUGUCGUGAUACGUCCUCUGUAAUCCUGCCGUAGAACGUUUCUCCCUAUUCUAUUUUAUCAAUGCAUAGACGCCUAUUAUUUAUUGCUGUGUAGGGUGAAGAUGGUGAUACUGGACAGUGGGGUGCUACUGGAUUGAAAGGGCCAGAGGUAUGUUGUUUGCUUGCUUUCAUCAGCUUCGCGGACGGUUAUAAUGCAUUUUACGAAGCAUAAGAGUAGCAGUAGAAUGAAAAACCGAAACGAAGACAACAUUGUGAGAUUCAGGAGUAACAUUACUCAAACGAAUAAAGAAAUAUGCUACCCCAGUAUAAUGCUUUAAAGAAUUUGACAAUUCAAUCCCGUAGUCCGUUCAAUUAUGUAUUUUCGUCUAUAAAGAUCAAGCAUCCCAUUCAGGAUUCGUCUUUUAUUUUGUGGUUUUACUGGUCUUUGUUUCUUUACAUAGGGAAUGCAAGGCUUGCGAGGACGCCCGGGUCCUGUGGGUGACGCGGGCCCUACGGUCAGUAUCCUAAGUCAACUGUGCAUGUGUGCAUGUACGUGUUGGAAAUGAAAAUGAAAACCAAUUGUGCCAAUAAACAGAGUCCACACCAGAGCAACGAUAUGACUAUUGGGCUCAAAUCCCUCAACUCUUGAGUGAAAGCAAUCACUAGCUUAGUUUGAUAUUUUUCUUGUCUGUUCUCAUCGCUGUAAUCUGAAAAAGCAAAUAAAAACUUUUUUCUUAUGUUUCAGAGUAGUGAGUCAGGACCUCCUGGAGAAAUUGGAGAAGGAGGCGACAUAGGAGAGACGGUAACAUGUCUGAUUCCUUUACCAAAUAAGAACGUUUGCAUGGAGUUAUCACGCCAGCGAACAAUGCUGGAUAUACGACGUUCGUAUUGUAAUUCACUUAAGUGGAUUGCUUUAACUUUCUCUGUGGUGUUCGGCUUACGUCUUUCAGGGUGAAACUGGAGAGAAAGGAAGAAGAGGCUCAUCUGGAAGCAAAGGGCGAAAGGUUAAUACUUAUGUUGCUACGUAACUUCAGUUAACAGAAUUCAGACCAGUAAAAGUUAGGGGACAUUAGCAAGUUCAGGCUUUUCUAAAAUAGCCCAACGUUAUAUCAGGCGUGAAUAAUAUUUGUACCCUUUGUGAAAAUUUCGUUUUAUAAUUUUCCUAGGGUCUCAGUGGCGAGAAAGGACAACCUGGUGGGCGUGGCGUCGCUGGAAGAACGGUAAUUAUUAUUUAGAGGAACCUGAAAAUGAAGACAUUUUAAUCUGGCUGGAGUUUCUUAUCGCGGUUUAGUAUGUAGUGUAAUGUAAAAAGUAAGAACUGAAGUAUCUGUCCCGUCUGUUUUAAGGCUUUUUCGGGACCUGUAGGGGAAAGAGGAGAAAGAGGCGCUACUGGAGGUCAGGUAAAGUUCUAAUAGCUAUAACUGUAUUUUAAUGUUUCUUUUUUGAUAUGGGUUAAUUGCAGUUUGCCCUUAUUGUUAUUAGAGGCGAGCAAUAAUUUUUUAUCUUGAAUUGUUUUUUUCUUGUUUGCAGGGCUCAGCUGGUGCUCCUGGUCCUCCUGGAGAUCGUGGAGUCGUGGGUAUCGGGGUAUGUUUAGUUUUCGUUUGGGUAAAUUUGAAGAAAUAUAUAACAGGGUUUAUUUCAAUCGCUGAUUUGUUUUCUCACUUCUACCUAUAGGGUAUUACAGGCAUCCCUGGGGCAGGUGGAAUUAGAGGUGACUCUGGAGAAAAGGUAUUUUUCGUACCCCAUAAGACUACUUUAAUUAGUGUUAAAUACUGACUAAGUCUUUUUGAAUUUCGUUAUUUGUGAUGCUCAAAACGAAUUAUACGGAUAACUGUAUUUGACAAUUUCUACCUAACUUUGAAUAAAAUUUAAUAUUCGUACUAUGUAAUAUUGUUGUUUUGCAGUUACUCAAAGUGAGGUGUCCAUAUCGGUUAAUAAAUACUCUCCUCUGGGUGUUGACAUAGGAGUGUUAUCCACAUUUGUUUGGGUCGUUGCAUUUAUAAAAGAACCUGUUGUUUUAUAUUCAGGGUGAAGGUGGAAAAAAGGGCAAAGAAGGCAAGGAUGGUUCUCCUGGGCCUCAGGUAAUAAAGGCUUAGAUUUGUGGAAACCUUCAGAAAAGGAAAGCAGGAACUAACAGAGAACAGAGUUUGAAUUACAGAAAAGAUAUAGCAGGAGAUAAUUCCAUCAAUUUAAUUUUGUUUUCCACGUUAAAAUGCUAGCCAUCCUUGUGUCCUCUUUAAAAGUAUGAUAGUUUCCAAGUUUUUAUCCUUCGCGUUGUUUCGAACUCAAUAAAUGUACCCUACGAGACCAAAGUCUACAACAUGUAAAUCUGUCGCGGUACGUUAACUUAAGUAUGAUUUCCGAGAUCGUUUCUGGAUUGAAUAAUAUUCUUUUCUGAAAUUUUUAACCAGACGUUUUUCGAAUCAAGGAAUCUUUAAUCGUGGGUUGAAAUUGUUACAGGAAAACGAUUGUUGAGUGGCUGACUCGUAAAUUUUGAUAAUUGUAGGGUUCUCGUGGAUCCAAAGGACAAAGUGGAGCUAUGGGAUUGGAAGGACUUUCGGUAAGAUGAAAUACUUUACAUUGGAACGAACCACGUAUAUAAACCUUCAAUUACCUAAUGAAGAAUAUAUGUUUUUUUACUUAAAGGGCGGGAAAGGAAACCGUGGUUCUAAAGGAGGUGGUGGAGGGAGAGGCGAAAAGGUAAUAUUUCCUUUUUAACGCAAACCAUAAAGAUGGUUAUUUUUGUUAGUCUUAAAUUGAUUCUUCAUCUCCAAGUAACCACUAAGAUGUAAGCUUGACAUUAACUCCUGAGUUGUUUUUAGCAUUUUGCAGAGCUGACUUUAGUUUUCAGGACAAAUACUGUUAUUCAAAUUAUAGGGAGAACCAGGUGCUCAAGGUAUUCUUGGAAUCAGUGGCCAGGCAGGACCCAUGGUAUGCAAAGGACCUUGUAUGGUUUAUGGUAAUAUUCGUAAUAAAAAACUGUCUCCAACAGUGUAGUUCUAUUGGCAUCAACAACUAACAGGCUAAUAAACGAACUUUCUAUUUGAUUAAAGAACAGCCGUUAUUUUAUAUUAGUGUAAUUGAGACCACUUCUCUAACGUUAUUUUGGUAUCCCAGGGAAGCGCUGGUCCACCUGGUGUAAGGGGGUUUCAAGGUUCUCCAGGACCUCAGGUAAUGUAUUUAGAUAUGUAUUUGUUUUCAGACGUUUUCACUCAUUUAUCAUCAAUCCCAGCUCAGCAUCUAUCGUCGGUUCUCACCUAAUCGCUUAUUUGAACUGCACCUUUUUUAGGGAGGAAAGGGUUUAAUUGGAGAAACUGGAUACCCAGGAACCGAAGGAGCCGAGGUAGGAACUGCUUCUAAGCGUGGCUUAAAAAUGCCCUCUUGUCUACCGUUCAUUUGUGUUAACUGGAACGCUUAACUGACCAACUAAGUCUUUCUCAGCUCAACAAAUCGACUUUUGCUUUCAGUUUAAAUAAUCGCCUGUUUCGUUACCAGGGACUUCCAGGAGAAAAAGGUUCCCGAGGAGGGUUUGGCGCGCGGGGAGAUAUGGUGAGUUGUGGUUUGUUAUCUAGCUAUUUUUGAAUAAGGCUGGGUGUGAUACGAAGAAUUUUGUAGAUCGAGGAGGGUGUUUGGAAAAACUAAUGCCGUUUUUUCUAUGACGCUGAUGCUAAAAACAGGUACGCUGCCCGCGCCGCUGUCUGAGUGAAUUGAAUGAUUAGGCUUUUGAUUCAGAGCCCAUUCGGGCUCGAAGAAUAAUUGUUUUAGUAAAAUCCAACUAGUUGGUCAAAAAUAUCGAGACAAAACAACUUUAGCUAGCAAAACUCGAUUCAGCCGCCAUUGUUUUGGUUUUCAAAGCCGGCUCUUUUCGCUACUAGUGGGCUGUAAAAUAUAGCCUAGUAGUAGCUCAACCAAUCAGAACGCAGCAUUGAUAAUAGAACACUAGUUGGAUUUUACUGAAUUGGCAAUAUACAAUCGUUGAUCACAGAGUGACUGACGUCAACGAUUGUCUGUUGCGCGUAUCUUCCGAACUGGUUUGCGCCAGCUGGUUAUAAAGAAUUAAUAGUUGACGGAUUGAAGCCAAUCAGACUAAGAGGCUGCGAGACAUUUUGAAUGAUAAUGGUUUAGUAUCAUUCCUUUUUCGUUUUUGUAUUUGUGAAUUUGUUCUUGCACUCACAGAUUUUUCCUUGCUCUGGUUUUUAGGGAGAGCGUGGUAGUCCUGGGAAAAAGGGACUAGCUGGACCUCAAGGAAAAAAGGUAAAUUUGAAGAUUCAUUCGACCAGUAUGGAAUUUUCUUCAAUUCCUCUCGAAUCUCCUGCCGUGGAGUGUAACUCUUACUCAGGUAACUUUUAGCUUUGUAUCUCACAGGGUCCUGUGGGUGUUGAAGGACCUCGCGGAGAGGUGGGCGCUGAAGGAGAAAGGGUAAGCUGUAUUCAUUGUUGUUGAACCAAGUUAAGAGAGUAGGUUUUGUCUUAUCCCCUAUGGAUAAUUUGCACCACUCAAUAGAGAGUGUUUAUUUUGUAAUCUUUUCUUUUUGAAAAUGGACUGCCCGUCGUUUCACAGAAACUCUCUUCCUACUUCAGAUAAACAAUCUAUGCUUCAUUUUGGAUUCUAGGGUGAACCUGGAAUGCAUGGGCGAGAGGGAGACCUGGGCUUCAUCGGAGAUGUGGUAAGUUUUUCGAAUGAGCUGGCCUGCUUCGUUGGGUUAUUAUGCUGAUAACAAUAGCAACAGAAACGUAGACGGCUAUUACCAUCAGUGAAAGUUCGAUUGUGUGAGAAUUAUGCCAAAAAUCUUAAUUUUUGUCAAAAACGGUCCAAAAAAGAUGGAAUGUAACUGCAGAACCUAAGAGGUAAAAAAAAUGAAUACGUGAAAACGAUUCAGACCUGAUAGUGGUUGGUGGCCCGACGAGGUGUUGAUAAGAAAACUUCAACCGUGAAAAAAAAAACCCUUUUUCGCGGAUUUAGAAUACAUUUUCGUUCUAAAAAUUGAGUUUCCAAAUUCAAAUUCUCCGAUUAUGUCUACGAAAACAUCUAAUGUACUGCGGUGAUGAAACAAACAAAAAUUUCAAGUAUACCAGACUGGUUGAGAGCUACGCCUCGUUCUUAAACUCAGAACUCAUGAAUGAUGCAUUUAGGGAGGAGCGGACUGCUUCUUCAAACGAGUCCAAAAACUAAUAACCUUUCUGAAAUUCUUCAAACCAAUCAAAACAGCCGUGACAUCGUCGAAUCAUACCACGCCAAAUAGGGUUAUGACCCAUGACAUCAUCGAAACCUGUCAAACCAGUAAAAAUAACCAUAAAAGAAGAACAUGAAAUCACCUUAUCUAAAACGAAGUGCCUUUUAACGUCAUCCACGUCAAUUUCUCUCACGGAGUAAGCGGUCCACACUAUACUACUAAUGCAGCGACAAAUAUAUGUUAAAAAAUAUUUGAGAUAUCAAACAAAACACUGACGUCUAGCCCAUUGAUUUUUAACAACUUUGUGAGGUGAUUCCUAAUUAUUGUAGACUGGGAUUGCUGUUCGAUGUAUACAUUAUAUAGGCGAAACUGCCAUGUUUAAAAAGCGUAAAAGAGAAUGUCAGCUUGUGGUCUAAAACAACAAAAACCAACAAUUUUUGAAAAAAUGUAAUUCAGUGAGGGAGAACAUUGUAGAAACGCUUGCUUAUUGAGCUCUAUGAGAUACAUUAUUUGCCAUGAUAUGCAAGAUACAUGACCAUAAUGUUUGAAAAGCUAUGGUGUUAUUCAACAAAGUAGGAGAAGUGUAAAGGAUAACUAAACGUUUCUAAUUACUUGCGUUGAGUUGUUUAAUUUGUCACACUAAUUUCUGUCUUAUUUUCAGGGUUCUACUGGAGACGUGGUAAGUCUUAAAUUUUCUGUUAGGUUGUCGUUUCGGAUAUAAGAACAAACCUGGACUAUAACUUUGACAUCGAAGGCUAGUAGAAAAACGCUUAACUCAUUUUUGAACAACUACAGGAUUGGUCAUCCAAAAUGGAGUGGAUUAAUUUAUAUCACAACCCUACACAUUCAGCGACACCUCGGUUUGCUCAUUUUCAAACUAGCCUUAGAACAAUACGAAUACAAUACAGUAAUCUUUAUUGACCCACGGUAAAAUUCAUUCAGGUACUAAAAAGGGUGAAUCUAUUUACAUCUAGUUACUUAAGAUAGUUACAAGUCAAAAUCCAAAUGGUAAUUUCAAUUACAUUAUUAUCACUGUUACAACAAAUUUAAAGAAAAAACAUGUUUUCCAUGAAUGCCGUACUUCUAGUUGUUCAUGUAGUAAUCGUCCAAAAGUUUCUUGAAUAUAUUCAGAGAUUCUGCUUGCCUUGCAUUUUGAGGAGGGCUACUCUAGAGAACAGCACCACUGUAGCGGGAACUAUCACAAGAUAACUGAUUUGUGCGUGGCAAUGGAAUAGUUAAUUUAUUCACAGAAUCUCGAAAAGUAUAAGGAGUUGUAUCAGGUCGACUAGUAAAUUUGGAACUUAAAUACUAAGAAGCAAGUCCAUUCAGAGAUUUGAAAACUAUAAGGGCUUUUUUGAAUGUCAUGCUGGUUACUAAGAUUUUUGCAGUUUAGGCUAUCCAUUAGUUAUGAUGCGUCGGCAUCAUAAUUCGGGCUGCACGAUUUUGUAGUUUUUGAAGUUUAUUCGAUACUUUUUUUGCCACAGGAUUCCCAGACAACAUUACAAUAAUCGAAAUGCGGUGGAAUUAAGGCCUUGUAAAUAAGAUGUAAUGUGGUGAUGGGGGGGGGUUGCAAAUUGUCUGGCCCGUUUAAUAGAAGCAAUUUUUGCCGGAGGUAAUUUUUUUAGCAACCUUAUCGAUAUGGCUAGCCAAUGUAACAUUUGCAUCAGUAAGUAUCGCUAAAGAUUUAGUUGUUGUGACUUGAUUUAUGUUUGAGCCAUUGACCGUUAGAGUGGGAGAUGCAGUCGGGAUGUUAAGGUUUUGUCUGGAACCAAUCAGCGUGAACUCGGUGUUGGUCACAUUUAGAGAAAGUUUGAACGCAUCGUCGGCGACUGUGGUGCCUUUUUUUCACAGCAACAACCUUGCAUUUCUAGCCUACCGGUAUGUGCAUCCUCCUUGUACCCCCAAAACAAAACAAAAUCGGGGAGAGAGAGAGGGUUGUCAUCGUUUUUUUGUCCUUUUUUUUUUCUCCUUAACGGGGAGGAUACGGAUGUACACAUGCUAUACUUUUCAAACUAAAACUUAAAAAAAACCGUGUAUUAAACUUUAACGUAUAUACUUUUUUCUUUUCAGGGUGAGAAAGGUAUCUCGGUAAGUCGUCGACCUUUAUCUUAGAACCUGUUUUUUCUUUGAAAUAUUCCUCGCGUACUCAACCGAAUAUUUGAUAUCUUCGAAUAGUGGAAUCUUUGUUAUGUAACUAUUUACGCUUUAAUUUUAUUUAUUGUUAAUUCUGUAUUUCCUUGAUUUCUUUCCAUUCAGGGUGACUCCGGGCUGAAGGUAAUGUUUUGUAUGAUAAACGUGACUUGUUAACAAGGUCGCUUGUUUUGAUUUCUUUUUCUUCCUUCCUUUUGGAUUUAUCGCGUAAUAAAAUGUUUACGGACAUUUUCAUUCUUGCCAUUCACUAAAGUAGUUUCUUUGUUCUCUGUUCAUUUUACAGGGUUUGAGAGGAAUUUCGGUAAGUCUCCUUCUAUUUUUGCUUAUUUUCUAAACGCGGAAUGCUUUAGAAGGCUUAAACCAGCAGUGUAGAGCGUUUUCAGUCACGUGGUUAGCAGCUAUGUAAAUUUAUUGGAAGGUUUUACAUAAGAGAAAGGUUCAACUCCUACAUGACUGGUUCGGAACACCAACAUUGCCGCCAUUUUAUUGUCUUGGUUCACAAAUAGGGCGGAUGUGAUGUCAUUUGUAAACGCUCUAUAUAUUCUUCACGUGGCAAGGCCGUGCUAUUUAAAACAAUUGAACACUUACCUACUUGUCCAAGAAAUAUCCGCUUGAAGCUACAGAAGAACGCAAAAGAAUAAGCUAUUUGGAACGAACAAAAUGAUAAUCGUGGUCAGAGUUACAUAUUAGAAUUCAGAUUACGUGUAGACAACUUGCGCUAGGACCCACCUCUUUUGUUCAUUGUAAUUCUCAAACAAAUGAAAGGCAGGUUGUGAAUCAAACAAACGCAGUUACUAGUCUGUAUUUUCGCGUUUUUUACAUUUGUUCUGCUGCGCUCGAAUUCAAGUUUGUUGAGUAUGCAUAUUUUCAAGAAACUGGUGCUUAGCCCGUGCAGAUCGUAAAAAAAAAGCAAACGAACAAAAGACGUUGCAAAAGUCAAGCAAUUUUCGGUCUCAACGCUCGAAAACAAAGCGCGAAUGCUAGAACCCCGUGCUAAUGGGGAGAAAUAACUAACGUGCGAACGAGAAAUACCCAGGCUGGGCGAUAAAGGCCCUUGGGGCGACAAUAAGUAGUGGCAAAGCAUUCUUGCUCCACUCACUCGCAGAUCAGUACCAAGGACGAAGGCGGAACGGUCCACCCACCCACCCACGCGCUGAAAAUUCGUGGGGUUAGCCUACUGCCACGUUCUAUUUCCUCUGAAGGCGCUCGAUCAACUCUUUCAUAACUGAAUAUAUUCAAUGAGUGCGAAGUGAGAGUGUUGUGUAAUAGGACACUGUUUUCUCCCCAGAGAUACUGUUUGCAAAUGCCCUUAGGCAUAGAGCGUUUUCACUGUCUUGGCCAGCCGCUAUGCAAAUUAAUGCGGCAACACGGAGAGUUUACACAAGAAAAGAGUUCAACUCCCAAAGGACUGGUUUGGGGUACCAACAUGACCGCCAUUUUAUUGUUUUGGGACACCAAUAUGGCGGAGCUACGUGACGUCAUGUGAAAACGUUCCAUAUACAGUCCUCCCAGGAGCACUUGAAAACAAUGCUUUAUGGAAAAAUUGAAUGAAUGUCUACACUACACGGGAUAGCGUUUGAUGUCGACAUGAAUAUACUCCCGCCUGUUCACACUAUCGUGAGUCGCACAAUAAACCCAUCCGAUAGUUGACAAUACACAUUCAAGAUUAGCCUGCGUAGCAGGCGCUUGGAAGUAGUGGGCACAAGAAAAACCGGGCGCGCGAGAAGGAGGCACGCGAGGGGAGAGGGAGCUCACCCCUCGCGUGUCUCCCUCGCACGCGCGCGUUCUCUCCUUCGCCUACUGCUUCCAAGCGCCUGCCACGCAGGCUAAUUCAAGAAAGGCGAGGCGCAGCUUUGCUCCUUUACAGAAAUCGCUCAGAAAACAACGUAAUUGUGCGUGAACAAAAAACCUAUCCGAUAUGGUUUUCGUGCCGGCUCUGCGGUUGAGUGUAGAACUAGCCUCAGCGCAGAUUCACUGAAUCAGUCGGGGGUUCUUCACUUUGUUGUGACCGGAUAAACCCUCUGACGUUUCCUUCAGGAUUUCAUUUAAAAGCUUAACUUGGUAUUAUUCUUACCUAUCUUUAUUUCAUUUGCAGGGUCAAAAUGGGUCUCCGGUAAAUUUCUUUAUAUCACCUUUUUUGGCAGUGUUAGUCUUCAGUGAGAGUGCAGUUAUGUGAUUGAGCACGUAACAUGUGUUUCUAAUUAUGUAUUUUGAUACCUUAGGGUCCUCCAGGAAUUGUGCUCGGACUUCACAGACUUACACAUUACCAAUCCCUGGACCAGGUUAAUUAGAGUAUUUUUCUUCUGCUACUUUUGUUGUUGUUGUUGCAAUUUCCGAUAUCCGCAGCUGAUUCCAAGUAUUAUGACUCUCUUUCAGUCAGUCCAAAAUCUAAAGACGAUACUCUACAUGUCAUCGUCAGUGGAAAACUACAAAUUUCCUGUUGGUACCAAGGAUAACCCUGCCAUGACUUGUAAAGAACUAAUGGAUAUUGACAACAUUCAAAAUGGUGCGCUUCAUUAAACUAUGAGACAUCACCAUUUUAAAACAAAUAUUGAUUCUACUGCAUUUUCUAGGCUAGUUCACAGGACACCGGACGAAUUUUCGACUGGUUGACUAUUCGUGCGUUUAGGUGUUACACGGAACCAUCUUAACCGCGCGAGAAUUUAGACGCUUGAAAGUUCCGUGUCAACAGAGCGAAAAAUACUGAACGGUCCCGGUUGAAUAAAGUGUCCGGUAAAAUUUUUCAGCUGGUCGAAAAUUCGUCCGGUGCGGUGUAAACGUACGGCUAAUCUAUUCUGUCGUGUCUUCUAAUACAGGUUACUUUUGGAUCGACCCUAACCUUGGUUGCCCUGCUGAUGCAAUUCGAGUCUACUGCAACUUUACUGCUGGCGGAGAGACUUGUGUUCCACCUUCUCGAGAUACGGUAGUUUUCCUUGUCUUUUCGUCCAGCAAUGAACUUGAAAGGGAGCUUAAGCAACUACAACUACGACGACGACGACAAAUUCAAAAAACAAUAGAUUUAAUGAUCAAAACAACAGCCCUGCACGUGCAUCACGCUACAUUUCUUUGACGUCCACUGCACGAUUACGACGUGAAACCUCCUAAUUAAUUUGACGUUUUAUGGAGGACGUGGACAUACGACGACGAAUUUUCCUUCCUAGUUUUUGAACUUGAGUAAAUCCUUAAGAAUUCAACUCCAGGAAAAGUCGCCUGCAUUUGACAUAAUGAGCGGGUCCAAAUAGACGCGAUUAAGUUUGAACGAACGCAAAUUCGUUUUUUUAGCGAAGUUUUCACUGCCGUCGUCGUUGCUUAAAGUCCCUGAUGACAACUUGACGGCAGUUUUCAUAAUUGUUUUUUUGGUCGAUUUCUACGAGUAAACUGUCCAUGUAGUAAAUACACAAUAAAAUGUACACCAAUAAAUUGGAAAAUUACAAAGAUUGUAAGGUUAAUAAACUCUGAAAACUUCCUUUUCAAGAAACAUGCCAAAUCCUUUUGUAUUGGGGGUUAGCACCCUUUAACUCUCUCAGUUUGUCAUAGCUUAAAGAACUUAUCUUACGAGGAAUGGAAGAAGGAGGGGAAAGGGGAAAAGCAUAGCUUAGCAUUAACUCAUUAGUCUUUCUAUCACUAGAUUCCUAAAAGGACGUGGCAGAGUAGCCCAGAAGCAUCUUGGAACAGAUUUUCCCGUCUUGAAGGAGGGUUUAAGGUAAUAUAUGUUUGCAACGAGGUAUCUCGUUUUUAGAGGUAUAGUAAUUUAACUUGAUUUCGUCAGUCGUCCAGCAGUAUUUUUGAUAAGCUAGGUAGUCCUUGCAGUAGUUAGAGAGUAAUGUGAUUUCCUAGGUGGAACUCAAUGUUCUUUUGUACUGACUAGAACCUGCCUUGGUUCAUUUAUAGAUCAAUUACACGGCCAGUAGAAUUCAGUUCAAUUUCCUGCGACUUCUCAGUACCAGAGUCAGGCAAUCUGUAAGAGUCAAAUGUAAGAGAGUUGUAGUAUGGUUUCACCGUGUCAGUAGAAGUUAUCGUUACUCGUGGAUUUUUCAUGGACGAAAAGGAUUCGAUUUCACACCGAACAGCAACCCGAAGCCAAAAGUCAUGCGUAACUAUUGCCAGGUGACUACAUAGCUACUAACCAUUGCACCCGGGGGCGUUGAUCAAUCCUUUGCUCUCAUUGACAUUAUUGAUACGGUUGUUUGUUUCUUUUAGUUUUUUUUUGUACUAUUAGUAGCUUGUUUCGAGCUCUCAGCUUGUGCCAAAAGGCGUAAACUUUUUCACGUGGUGGGGCGGAUGUUUCACAUCGAUGACGAUGGGGCGAUCACAGAUGUUCACGCUUGCCACAUCAAUGGUCCGACCGACCAUUUUUGACAGAAAUGAAAGACACUCGCUGUCUAGCUUAUGCUAGCGGUAUCAGUCAAACCCCCACAACCGAUAAUGACACUACUGUGAUAGAAGGGAAGAUAGUUCAAGCGAUCAUGCACUCGUAAUCUUACUUUGUGAUCGUCCACUUCUCGGCCGACGAGAAUAGUUCCCCAUACCACAAGCUCCAAAAGGGGGGCGACUAACUCUGGGGAAAGAACCAGGCUAAAAGCAGAAAAAAGACAUAGAAAGACUGGAAAUUCCGGUUAGAAAAUCAAAUGAGGUUAGCGCCUUUCCGUUUGGGAGGCUUCAGAAAAUAUGGGCUGUGAUUUGAGGCGAAUCAAUUUGUCUGCUCAGCUGAUUUGGAUAUACUUUUUAGCGGGUUGUUCUCCCACCACGUCAAAUUUUGUGGUUUUAUGUCUAUGCAAUAGAAUUUAAGGAGUAAGCACCCCUGGUCUUUCCCACCAGACGACCUCUCCCGCUUACGAGUAGACUGCGAGCAGUCUCUCUUUUUCUUCAUAUCAGAUUUAGUGAGAGCAAUGCACGCGCGCGGGAGCGGCGAAGCCGUGAGACGCGCGAAACGAGGGCUGCAGCCCGAGAAGAAAAAAGCCUCUCGCGCCAUCAGUCACGCGCGUGGCCAUUUGCGUGUCUCGCGUUUUGCUCGACGGACUACAGAAAAAAGAGAGACUGCUCGUAGUCUAGCUUACGAGCUGAGAAUUUGCAAAAGUUUGUUCAAGUUUCUGUUUUAGCUUACUUUUCAUCCAUGAUUUGAUUUGUACGUUGGUUUGUUGAUAUCUUGAUAUUUGAAAAUUUAAACAGCGGGACGAUGGAAAGUGGCGCAGAACGGAGAUCACAUUUGAUAGCGAGAGGGUGGAUGUUCUUCCUCUGGAAGAUCUGUCGUUUUUUCAUCGAGCAGUAGGAAAGGAACAGUUCGGCGUCAAGAUUGGGCCUGUUUGCUACCGGUGA
Porites evermanni is the source of this 18219-nucleotide messenger RNA. The record is from the annotation of a GenBank genome assembly. Lineage: Eukaryota; Metazoa; Cnidaria; Anthozoa; Scleractinia; Poritidae.